CUUACACCUUCCCUUCGCGCUUCAGAAUCACCACCAUGCCCAUCCUUGCACUUGAGAUCAAGGCCUCGCUCGAGAACAUCACCAACCUGGUCCCUGCUGAUGCCGACCAUACCUGGCACUUCAAGAUCCAGUGCACAAAGUGCCGUGAGAUCGAUUCUAAUUAUAUCACUAUGAAUGCCAUCGAAAAGGCUGAGAUGGGAUCUGGACGUGGCGAGGCCAAUCUGGUUAUGAAGUGCAAAUUCUGCAAGUGCGAGAGUUCUGCCGAUUUCGUCUCAAAGCCCGUGCCCUAUACAUUGGAGAAGAGCGAAAAAUUCGCGCCCAUCGUCACGAUCGAAUGCCGUGGAUUGGAACUGGUCGGAUUCGAGCCAAGGGACGGAUGGAAGGCCGAGGGCGCAGAGUCAGGAACUGUGUUUGAUGAGAUCGAUUUCACGGAGGGUGACUGGGGCGAUUACGAUGAGAAGUCCGAGUUGCCCGUUGCCAUCUCCAGCAUCGAGGCCCGAUUCGUCAAGACCAAGUAGAGAAAAAAAACACCUCCCUAGGAGUGCACCUGUUCGUUAAUAAAGGAACCCAAGAGCUUGCGAUACAUUUCCGAUGGGAUGCACAC
Gamsiella multidivaricata is the source of this 604-nucleotide messenger RNA. RefSeq lists its product as uncharacterized. Gene Ontology annotation, molecular function: zinc ion binding. NCBI's taxonomy places the organism in Eukaryota, Fungi, Mortierellomycota, Mortierellomycetes, Mortierellales, Mortierellaceae. The coding region runs from base 36 to 518 and encodes 160 amino acids. The transcript has 5 exons. The record is from RefSeq and is a predicted model, not a curated record.